Molecule: messenger RNA, 606 nt
Organism: Octopus sinensis (East Asian common octopus)
Lineage: Eukaryota; Metazoa; Mollusca; Cephalopoda; Octopoda; Octopodidae
Product: zinc finger protein SNAI2-like
Exons: 1
Coding region: 1-606 (201 amino acids)
Biological process (GO): regulation of DNA-templated transcription
Molecular function (GO): RNA polymerase II cis-regulatory region sequence-specific DNA binding; DNA-binding transcription factor activity, RNA polymerase II-specific
Source: RefSeq, a predicted model, not a curated record
AUGUUUAAUUUUGGAUAUGACUUUGACAGUCUGUUUAUAGACCUGCACAUCCAACAUUUCAACAACUUGAUGUAUUAUUAUUACUAUCAGUGGAUCGACAAUAUCAACAAAAAUUUCAAUCAAAAAAAGAAGGGAUUUUUAAUCAAAGACAUUUUACCUGAACAAGAUGUAAAACCGUCGAGGAAUUCUAUACGGAUGUCAAAAAAGAAAGGCUUGAAAAAUAAAGAAUUACAAAAGAAAGAAUCUAAAAGCAGCACAUUAUUGCUAUGCAGUUACUGUGGGAGAGGAUAUGGUUUUAAAAGUGCAUUAAAGAUGCAUGUACAAACGCACCUUCUGCUCUGUGAAUGUAAGGUGUGCGGAAAGCACUUUUCGAGGGCCUGGCUGCUGCAAGGUCACAUGCGAACUCACACUGGAGAAAAACCAUACAAGUGUUCUAUUUGUAAUCGAGCAUUCGCGGAUAAAUCAAAUCUCAGAGCUCACGCUCAAAUUCAUUAUCGGACCAAGAAAAACAUCUGUAAUGUAUGUGGAGACACUUUCUCGAGACUUUCGCAGCUGAAAAAGCACUCUCGAGUGUGCUUCCAAAAUAUUAAUGUCCCGGAAAAUUAA